Penaeus chinensis is the source of this 811-nucleotide messenger RNA. Its product is annotated as glycine-rich protein 23-like. Lineage: Eukaryota; Metazoa; Arthropoda; Malacostraca; Decapoda; Penaeidae. The coding region runs from base 31 to 495 and encodes 154 amino acids. The transcript is spliced from 2 exons. The record is from RefSeq and is a predicted model, not a curated record.
UUCUCCAAGGAAGCGACUACGGAAAUUAGGAUGGCAGGUCCUCUGGUAAAAGCAGCUGUCCUGCUGGGAGUGGUGUGUGGAGCUGUGGCUGAUGGAAGCUAUGCUUCCCGCGGUGGAAACUUUGGAGGUGGAGCUGUUGGAGGCGGCUUCUCCGGAGGAGCAGGAGGUUUCGUAGGAGGAAGCAACUUUAUUGGGGGAGGAGGAGCAGGUGUUGGGGGAGGCAGCUUCAUCGGAGGAGGCGGAGGCCAUGGCGGCUUCGGCGGUGGCAGAGUUGAAGCAGGUCACCUCGUUGGACAAGGUGUAUUCCCUGCUGGAGGCGCCGGCUACUCCGGAGGUGCUGUUAGCGGUCAUGGUGGAAGUGCUUUCGGAGGCUCCAGUGUGGGAGGUUUCUUCGGAGGUGGAAGCUCUUUCGGAGGCUCCGGUGUGGGAGGUUCCUUCGGAGGCCCUGUUGGUGGAGUAUCUUCCGGACGCGUUAGUGGAGGAUACGGCCGAUAACCGCAGUCUUUAAGAAUAGGGAAAGAAAUGACGCAUAAACGAAUAAAUAUCGUCCUAUGAUUUGCUAUCAUUCCCCACAUACACUACCAUUACUGAGUCUGUUUAAAGAAUUUGCAGAUAAUUCUUCUUGAUUACAGUCUAAUCAGUCUAUUACAAUACAAAACCUAAUUAUAUAAUGGAUGAAAGCUUUGUGAUAUCAUCAGUAAUAACGUAAUAGUCUAUGGCAAAUUGUGAAUCAUGCUAACUAUAAAAGAAAUGGAGACAGUAACGUCUGAAGCACCCAGUUCUGUAAAUGAAUAGAUAAAUAGGUAAAUAA